AUGGCUCAAGCGACAGAUUUCUCUGAGGGAGCAGACUUCAUUUCUUUUGGAUUCUCUCCUCCUCUACCGGAAAACCAAGCUGCUGAAGCUGGACCAUCGAGAAUACAUCCUUCUUUACCUUCGAAACCCAGUACAAGCACCACUUCAGAUACGAAUACGAACACCGAUAGCAAUCGAAAGGGUAAGAGAAAAGCAUCAGAUGCCGAACCAUCGACAUCGGUAAAUUCAGAAUCCUCAAAGGAGAAGAAAUCAAAGAAACAAAAGAAAGGUAAACGCGAUAGAGAGAAGGAGAAGGAUAAAGAGAAAGAAAAGGAAAAGGAGAAAGAGAAGAAGAAGGCUAAUGGAGUCAAUGAUACUGGACCUAAAAACCUAAAGGAAGAGAGACAAGCAGCUGAGAGACAUGCUCCAUGGGCUGAUUUGGUAAAUUGGGAAGAAUGUAAAGAUCCUGCUGAAAUGUUGAACGAAGAGAUUAACGCUUUCUACAAAUAUGUUUCACCGACAAAAGAAGAAUUUGAAGUUAGAUUGUUCAUGAUUGAGCUUAUCACAAGAAAUAUCAUGCAAUUGUGGCCAGAUGCAGAGGUUACACCUUUUGGAAGUUGGCAAACUCAACUAUAUCUUCCUCAAGGAGAUAUCGAUUUAGUCGUAUCAAAUAAACAGUUCUCAGAAUCAAACAAAGCUCGACUUUUAUCCGAUAUGGCCAGAGCAAUGCGUAAAGCAAGAAUUACGGACGAAGUAGCUAUCAUAUCGAGGGCGAGAGUACCAAUCAUCAAGUUCGUUACCAAUGAAGGUAAACUCAAUGUCGAUAUUUCCCUAAACCAGGUGAAUGGUAUUUCAGCUGGAAAUAUAAUCAAUCAAUAUCUUGAUUCUCUACCUGGAGCGAGACAAUUGAUUUUAGUUGUAAAAUCAUUCCUAAGUCAAAGAUCAAUGAAUGAAGUUUAUACUGGAGGUUUAGGAUCUUACGCUGUCAUAUGUCUAGUCAUCAGCUUCCUGCAGGUACAUCCUAAAUUGCGGCGAUCGGAAUUAGAUCCAGAAGAAAAUUUGGGUACUUUGUUAAUCGAAUUUUUCGAAUUAUAUGGACGGAAUUUCAAUUAUCAAGAUGUUGGGUUAUCAAUUAGGAAAGGUGGAUAUUAUUACCUGAAAUCGUCGAGAGGCUGGCUGAGGCCCAACCAAAGUUUCUUACUGAGUAUCGAAGAUCCACAAGAUAGAGAUAAUGAUAUUUCCAGUGGUUCAUUUGGUAUAAGACAAGUGAAAAAUACCCUUGCCGGAGCGUACGAGUUGCUUCUGAUGAGAUUAUUUGAACGAGCCGAUAUCUUGAGCGGGAGAAGAUCUGGUAGAAACAAGCAGGAAUUAGAUACCGAUCGGUUGAGCAUUUUGACCGGUGUUAUGGGAAUCACGAAAGAAACGCUCAAACAGCGUGAAGCACUUCAGCAAUUACAUGCUGCAGGAAAACUUCAACGCUUAUUGUCUAUCCCUCAAGGCGCGAACCCGAAAAGCUAUGUCACGAAUUAUCGACCACCACCAACACUCUUCACUCCUCGAUCGAGAGAUAGGGCUUCUCGAUCAAGCCGAGCUAAUGUACCUGCACCUCAAGAUCGUCGAGAUGGGGGCGUAGGAGCCAUCAUUGUAGAUGAUGAUGAAGUCUCAGAUGAAGAUGACGAUUCGGACUACGAGUCAGACACAUCCGAUAUCGGCCCAGAUGAUACCUUCGCCAUCCUCAAUCGAAAUGGAACAUCAUCGUCAUCCUCAUCAACGUCUUCUUCUUCCGCUGAAGACGGAGAGGAAGAAGGUGAAAUCUUAGAAUUACCAGGUCUACGAAAUAAAAGCAGAAGUCUAAAAAGUAGAGCAGCAGCUGUAGAAGCUAGCUAUGGAGGAUUCUCGGAUAACAUCUCAGAAGAUGAGAUUGAAGUCCUGAACUCACCACCUAAUAAAGAAACUGAUGAAAAUGAGAAUGAUGAAUCCAGAUAUGCAAUAUCUCGCAAGCCAAAACCACGUCAACCUAAACCGAAAACAAAAACUAAGUCAUCGAAAAAAGAGGAAGACUUAAUGAAUGAUCUGUAUUCUGUUUCGGAUUCGGAUUCGGAUUCGGACUCUGAUGACAGCUCAAUACAAGCAAUUGAUCCUCCCUCGAAGAACAAGAAUGAACAUAAAGAUAGGAAUGCGAUCAAGAGUAAAAAAGAAGAAAGAAGGGCAUUUUGGGCUUCGAAAGGCCUAGGUGGAAGUGGUGGAGGUGGAAAAGAUGACGAUGAUUGGGAUGGUGGAGCGGAUUUUGUUGGUUUAGAUUAA
This is a messenger RNA of Kwoniella shivajii, 2283 nucleotides long. RefSeq lists its product as uncharacterized. Gene Ontology annotation, biological process: RNA 3'-end processing. Gene Ontology annotation, molecular function: poly(A) RNA polymerase activity; mRNA binding. Lineage: Eukaryota; Fungi; Basidiomycota; Tremellomycetes; Tremellales; Cryptococcaceae. Gene Ontology annotation, cellular component: TRAMP complex; nucleolus. The transcript is spliced from 7 exons. The record is from RefSeq and is a predicted model, not a curated record. Bases 1 to 2283 code for a protein of 760 amino acids.